Camelina sativa (false flax) is the source of this 668-nucleotide messenger RNA. The record is from RefSeq and is a predicted model, not a curated record. NCBI's taxonomy places the organism in Eukaryota, Viridiplantae, Streptophyta, Magnoliopsida, Brassicales, Brassicaceae.
UGCCACGCCGGGAAAAAACAAAAGUUAGCCCAGUCGUCAUGUCGUCUCUAUCUCCACCGCCGAUUCCUAUGGAGCUUCACGCCGGUAACCGGCAAAAGCUCGUUGAUUCAAUACGCCGUGACUUAUCUAGUUCCAAUCGUUCUCUCGAUGGAUUCGUUUUACUUCAGGGUGGUGAAGAAAAAAAUCGAUACUGCACUGAUCACGCUGAGCUUUUCAGGCAGGAGAGUUAUUUUGCUUACUUGUUUGGAGUCAGAGAGCCUGAUUUCUAUGGAGCUAUUGACAUUGGAAGUGGGAAAUCUAUCCUUUUUAUUCCAAGGUUGCCUGCUGAUUAUGCUGUCUGGUUAGGUGAGAUUAAGCCAUUGUUACACUUUAAGGAAACAUAUAUGGUUGACAUGGUUUUUUAUGUGGAUGAGAUUGUUCAAGUUUUUAAUGAACAAUUCAAGGGAUCUGGAAAACCUCUGUUGUAUCUCUUGCAUGGUCUUAACACUGACAGCAGUAACUUCUCAAAACCUGCCAGCUUUGAGGGGAUAGAGAAGUUUGAGACUGAUUUGACUACCUUACAUCCUAUUUUGGCGGAGUGUCGAGUUAUUAAAUCAAGCUUGGAGCUUCAACUAAUACAGUUUGCAAAUGAUAUAAGUUCUGAAGCUCNAGAGUCAAGUCGCACAUAA